Molecule: messenger RNA, 1675 nt
Organism: Eleginops maclovinus (Patagonian blennie)
Lineage: Eukaryota; Metazoa; Chordata; Actinopteri; Perciformes; Eleginopidae
Product: putative gonadotropin-releasing hormone II receptor
Exons: 4
Coding region: 200-1375 (391 amino acids)
Biological process (GO): G protein-coupled receptor signaling pathway; cellular response to hormone stimulus
Cellular component (GO): plasma membrane
Molecular function (GO): peptide binding; protein-hormone receptor activity; G protein-coupled receptor activity
Source: RefSeq, a predicted model, not a curated record
CUGGAGAGUACUCAGCAUAGUGCACACAGUGCUGAAUGAAAGGAGUCCAGCAGGGAGAGGGAGCUGCAGCAGGAUCUGGGACUUCUAUAAAGAGGAUUCCGCUUUUUAAAAUUAACAUCUGUUGGGAAUACGUCACUAUACGACCAAAUCGUCCAUGUAAGCAGAAUAGAAAUGCCGACUCCUUGGUGAGGGUCAGAAAAUGGACGCCUCUUCCUGCUGUGAUCCUGCACGCCCUAUGUAUCAGCACAGCUCAGGGUUUGACCUCAAUGCCAGCUGUGACUUGCUGACUCCUCGCUGUAACUGGACGUUGGUGGACAGCGCGCUGCAGCUGCCCACCUUUUCUACGGCAGCCAAAGUCAGAGUGAUCGUUACCUUCAUCCUGUGUGGCAUUUCCACUUGCUGCAAUUUGGCUGUGCUGUGGGCAGCCAACAACCACAAGCGGAAAUCCCAUGUCCGAGUGCUGAUAAUCAACCUGACUGCGGCCGAUCUCCUGGUUACCUUCAUUGUGAUGCCCGUUGACGCAGUUUGGAACAUCACUGUCCAGUGGCUGGCCGGUGACCUGGCCUGCAGAUUACUGAUGUUCCUCAAGCUGCAAGCCAUGUAUUCUUGUGCCUUUGUCACAGUGGUGAUAAGUCUUGACAGACAGUCGGCCAUACUCAACCCUCUGGCCAUCAGCAUGGCCCGGAGAAGGAACAGGGUCAUGCUGACGGUGGCGUGGGCUAUGAGCGCCUUGUUCUCAAUCCCCCAGAUGUUUAUUUUCCAUAAUGUGACCAUCACGUAUCCAGCCAACUUUACUCAGUGCACCACUAGGGGGAGCUUUGUCACACACUGGCAGGAAACAUCCUACAACAUGUUCACCUUCUCCUGCCUCUUCCUGCUGCCGCUGGUCCUAAUGAUUAUCUGCUACACCAGGAUCUUCAUCCAGAUCUCUAAACGGAUGUCAAAAAAGAACUUUUCCCCAAACGAGCUAGAUCUCCGUUGCUCAAAGAACAACAUCCCCAGAGCUAGAAUGAGAACUCUGAAAAUGAGCAUUGUCAUAGUUAUCAGCUUCAUAGUAUGCUGGACUCCAUACUACCUAUUGGGUUUAUGGUACUGGUUCUUCCCAGACGACCUUGAGGGAAAAGUAUCGCACUCCCUCACCCACAUCCUGUUCAUCUUUGGGCUUUUCAACACCUGCCUGGACCCCAUCAUCUACGGCCUUUUCACCAUACGCUUCCGCAAGGGGCUGAGAAGCUGCUACCGCAAAGGCACAGUGAUGUCAGAUCAGGAAAAUAGCGCAGUGAUAUUGAAAUGUACUGAUCCUGUUUUGCCCAAUAGAAGAGGGAUGCCCCCUGUUGACACCGUCUGCAACCGUGAACAGACUGAGUCAAAGUGACAUCACCCUUUGGUUUGUAGAUUAUCGUUUUUAAGCUGUGAGUUUGACCUUGAGCAAUCGCCAUAUUGUAUUUGAGAACCAGAAGGGACCGUAUACGGACAAGAUGGUGUUAAUCGGCUUCUACGUGUUUAACAGGUCGCAGAGGAAAUAACUUGGGCAGUCACGCCCUAAAGCAUAUCCUGCUUCAUCGCCUAUUUUAAUUAAUCAACCUCAUGCUGUAAUGAAGGAGAAUUUAAACUAGUAAUUAGGACUGUAAACUCAUUAGAAACAUGUCUACCGAGGAGAUAAAUCAAGUGAGAA